This is a messenger RNA of Panicum hallii, 2314 nucleotides long. RefSeq lists its product as uncharacterized. The coding region runs from base 19 to 762 and encodes 247 amino acids. Lineage: Eukaryota; Viridiplantae; Streptophyta; Magnoliopsida; Poales; Poaceae. The transcript is spliced from 2 exons. The record is from RefSeq and is a predicted model, not a curated record.
AUCGAGGCGGCUCUGCCGAUGUGGUUAUGGGGGCCCGUGGACAAGGAGAAGAAGAGGCUCGUGCUGCUCCUGGGUUCCAUAGCGCACCUGAAGAGGCGCGGCCUUUGCUGCUUCGGCGUCAUCGGAGCCUACCAUGCGAGGAGGGUGGCGCUGCUAAUGGCAUGCGCAAUCCCGCUGUUCGGGAUGGGGCUGGGCAUGCAUCCUGAGGGCAUGACGUUCGCUCAGGGUUCACUUCGUGACUCCGAGAUCACGCAGUGCAUCCGGGAGGCGCUGGAUGGGCCCGAAGCGGUGUUUGCUGUCGAGGGACACCCGGUGAUGCGGCUCGAUACUGGCUUCAUCGACCUAGUGAGUGCCUUUCCGCCUUCCUUCCACGUCUUGCUUCUUUCUGGGUCUUAUUUUGGCUUCAUAGGUCGAUGCCUGCAGGGGCAAUUUAGCCCCUUGCAUGAUUCUCACGCGCCGUUGCCGGAGGACGAGGCCGUGUGUGCGGCGAACCGUGCUGCCGACGAGGCGCGUAAGAAGGACGCAAAGAAGGAGGAGGAGAAGAAGACGCAGACCGCGCGGCAGCACGGCAAAUGCCAGCAGAGAUCAAACGAGGAGGUGGAGGAAGAUGACGAUGAUGAUGAUGGCGAUGAUGAGGAGGAAGAGUAUGACAUCCCUCGGGAUGAGCUAACGCGCGAGAUGACAACGAGGGACCGUCCUCUCGGUGUCAGCACAAGUUCCCUUCGACCCUGUGCCCACCCCGGCGCAGGAGGGGGAGGAUAGGCGCGUGGAGGCCAUGGGCGCAUAUCGUGGCACCCUGCUGGGAGCCCGCACAAGCGGAGGGUUCCAAACGCGCCGCGGAGGCGCAGCUGGGGUCGGGUGGACCGACCCCGUAGCGCCCUCGCAUGGUGGCGCCUCAGUGAGUUGAGGAUCUCCUUGUUCUUUCACUCUAGGCGAUCUUAUGCUAACUGCUCUAUCUUUUAUGCUUUCGUUGUAGCGCUGGAGGCCGGGCAGAUACCUUGGUGGUGGCGCCGCGGAAGGUCCUUGUGCUCCAGCGGACGCCCCCGAAGGCAGCCGACGUGGAAAGGUGCACCAGGUUCACUCCCCGAGGCCGAGGUGCAAACGUUGCUGCUGCCCCAACAGGCUGUUGUGUCCGCGGCGGGGCGAACAGAUGAGGAGAUGGUGCGAGAGGAGCCGCCGCCGCACGAGAUUGCGGCGAUUGCCCAGGAGGAGGCCUUGGCUGCCGAUGACGAGGUGGCCGCGGUUGCCCCGGGGGCAGUGGCGCAGGAGAUGCCUGCCAGCUUGGCGCUGGAGGGAACAGGCGAGGCCAGCCACGGCGGGGAUCCUCGCCGUCUUUGGCCUAGGCGGGCGGCAAUCUGUUGGCAAGGGGAGGUGCUCAGGGCUCGCAGGACCCUACUAUGGCGAUCCUUGCCCUGGGUGACGAGGUGGAGGAUGCAGAGAGGAGAGAUGUCUUUAAGGCCUUGUCCGCCGUGUAGUCCCUUCUAAAUCGUAAUCGGAACCGUCAUGUCGAAGAGGUGCGAUGACGUGAGGAGCUAGCCGAGCAGCUUGCUACCGCCCGCCAGGAGGUGGCUAAAGCCCGAGCCAAGGCUCUCGUGGAUGCUGCCGCGUUCCAGCUGUUGCAUGAGGAGUGGGACCAGUUGGCUCGGAGCGUGGACGAGUUCUGCGGUGAGCUUGAAGCAGCCGACCAAGAGCGCGACGCCACCAUGCGUCUGUCCGAGGAGAUGGAGGAGUGAGAGCGGGCCAUUCAAGGGAGUCUCGCGGUUAAGAUCCUUCUCUUCUUCCCUUCAAUUUGUUAGAUUCCUGGGCACGACAUGCUUCAUUCCUCUCUCGUGCAGCCGUCCAACAGCAGGUGGCUUCCCUCCAGCAAGAGCUUGCUGCCGAGAUGUACCAGAAGCUUCAAGCCAAGGCGGCUGAGGCCGACCUUGCUGUGGUGGUUGCUUCUGGACGGGCAGGGGUCGUUCGCUUGAAUACCGAGGCGGGCAAGCUCCGCGAUCAAGUGAGUGGUAAGGCUUCGCUUGCACCGGCCGUUCUUUUGGAGCUUCAGGCAGGCUUUUUGACGUUGUCAGUGUUUUACCGCCAAGCCCACCGAGGGGUACCCCCAAGGCGGUGAGUUUGUAGGUAGGGUGUCGCCGAGAUCGAACUCGAAGGUGCAAGGAACACAAAGUUUAGACAGGUUCGGACCGCCAAGAGUGUAAUACCCUACGUCCUAUGUGGUUUGUAUUGCCUUAAAUGUUGAUCGGGGUGAUCUCCUCCGUUUGGAGGGGUCCCUACCCGCCCUUAUAUAGAAGUCCUAGUCAGAUACGAGCCCAAGAAU